Molecule: messenger RNA, 5483 nt
Organism: Chionomys nivalis (European snow vole)
Lineage: Eukaryota; Metazoa; Chordata; Mammalia; Rodentia; Cricetidae
Gene: Cracd
Product: capping protein inhibiting regulator of actin dynamics
Exons: 9
Coding region: 150-3926 (1258 amino acids)
Biological process (GO): maintenance of gastrointestinal epithelium; negative regulation of barbed-end actin filament capping
Source: RefSeq, a predicted model, not a curated record
UGUUUGGCAAAAAGAAAAAGAAGAGCACCCUGCGGUCUGGGGAGGAACCAGCUGAGGGACAGAGGCACGCUCCCCAGGGCGCCAGCAAUGGGACCUUCUCUUCAGAUGAGGAGCCCCUGGAAAGCAAUCUGAGGUCCUCCACCUGUUCUAUGGGAGCACGGGCGUUCUCCCAUGACAGUAUUUUUAUCCCUGAUGGGGGAGCAGAAAAUGAGCAGACAGUUCAAGCAAUGUCACAGGACAACAUCCUGGGCAAAGUCAAAACUCUUCAGCGACAGUUGGGCAAGAAUAUCAAGUUUGGGCAGCGGCCAUCGAAUGCCAUUCCCAUGAAGAAGGCGGGCAGUGCGGACGCUAGCUCUGAUGAGGACUUCUUCCUGACCAGUCCCAUGGAAAUUGUGACUCAGCAGGAUAUUGUCCUCUCAGACCCAGAGAACAAAUCCAGUGACACGCCCAGUUCUUCCAGUCCUCUGAAUCUACCUGAAGCCAGAAGUGAGAUGGAAGACAAGGUUGCUCCAGUUAAACCCUCUCGGCCAAAAAGGCACCUCUCUCCUGCUGGCACCAUUGAAAGUGUCAACCUGGACGCCAUCCCCCUGGCGAUUGCUCGUCUGGACAACAGUGCUGCCAAGCACAAGCUCUCUGUGAAGCCAAAAAACCAGAGGGUGUCACGGAAGCACAGGUGGCUUUCCCAGGAUCGUCAGAAUGAGCCAGGCAGCUUUGAGAGGCAGCCUUCUCUGGACCAGAACGGGCAGCCAGGAGAAGACAAGCACAUUUGGCAUGAAGAGGAACCAGAACCUCUGGAUUCCCGGGAAGACAAAAGACUCCAGGAAGAGUAUUGGCGGGAACUUGAAGCCAAGUGCAAGCGACAAAAAGCAGAGGCAGCUGAGAAGAGGCGCCUGGAAGAGGAGAGGCGGCAGGCGCUGGAGAGAAGGCUUUGGGAGGAGAGUCUCAGAGAGGAGCUGCUGGAAGAGGAGGAAGGGCUGCAGCUAAAGGCAGGGAAGGCACCUCCAGGGGAAGGGCCGCAGUCGGGUCUGGAGGAGCGGAGAGGUGCAGAGUUGGGGGAAGCCAAUGACCUCACGAGCCUGGAGGCUGAAAAGUGCAGGCAUGAGCAGGAAGAUACUGAGAAGCAUGAGGAGGCACUGAGGCAGUGCGAGGCCGAGAGGCAGGAAGAGGAGCUGAGGCAACUGGAGGUCCAGAGGCAGGAGGAGAAACUGAGGCAGCUCGAGGCCCAGAGGCAGGAGGAGGAACUGAGGCAGCUCGAGGCCCAGAGGCAGGAGGAGAAACUGAGGCAGCUCGAGGCCCAGAGACAGGAAGAACUGAGGCAGCUCGAGGCCCAGAGGCAGGAGGAGAAACUGAAGCAGCUCGAGGCGGAGAGGCAGCAUGCUCAGGAGGAGGAGGCCAGGAGGAUGCUGCAGGACCUCAGGCAGGAAGAAGAGGAGGAGGCCAAGUGCACAGAAGAGCUGAAAGGAAGGGAAAUGGAGGCGCCAGGGCUGCAGGUGGAUGAAAGCCCACGGAGUCCAGGAGAGAGCCAGCCUCAGCUAGCGGAGUACACUAAUCAGCAAAGCCCAUUGCAGCGGGACCUUGAGAAGCCAGACAAACAAGAAAACCUCGAAUCCGUGGGACAGAAAGAGAUGGCCCAGGAGCAGAAGGAAGAGGCUAAGAUGACCAGCGAGCCAGAUGGGCAGAGGGAAGACUUGGGCACGGAGUGCAAUGAUGUAGACGUGGAAGGGAGAGAAGCCACUCAGAUAGAUAUCCCCCUGCCACAAGAGGAACAGAUGGGCAGAACGCUGGCCUCAGAAGACAAGAACGAAGCUGUCGCUGCAGAUAAGGACCGAAAUGUGGAGGAGCUCCGGUGGCAAGAGGUGGAAGAGCGGCAGACCAUGCCCCGACCCUACACGUUCCAGGUGUCCUCCGGGAGUAGGCAGAUUCUCUUCCCCAAAGUCAACCUGAGCCCAGUGACACCCGCCAAGGACGCAAGCCUGGCCCCAGUGGCCCAGGAACCACCUGUGCCCAGUGGUGCCACCCCGCACGCCCUGCCCUCGGCGCUCAGCAUCCCACACACGGCCAUUCUGGUCACUGGAGCGCAACUCUGCGGCCCAGCGGUCAACCUGAGCCAGAUCAAGGACACGGCGUGCAAGUCCCUUCUAGGCCUGUCAGAAGAAAAGCGGCAGGUGGAUGUCCCCACGGUGGAACCCAGGGCCACCAGCGGCAAGGCCAGGCCUCCCCCUGAGUCCCCGAGCAAUGCCACUGCGCUAGCCGAGUGGGCAUCCAUUCGAUCCAGGAUCCUGAAGAACGCAGAGGGUGACCAGCGUGGUGACAGAGAGCCUGCCAAAGCCGGGGAAGAGGCUGCUCCCCGAGCGCGGUGCGAUUCCCGAGGGAACAUGCGCAGGACGCAGCCAGUCAAGUUCUCCAUCAUGCCAGCCUGGCAGAAAUUCUCGGACGGAGGCUCAGACACCUCCAAACAGAGCCUGGACGGUGAAAGCAUGAGGAAAAAACCCGGACCAGCAGCAGGUGAAGAAACAACACCUCAGCCUCUGCCUGCGGCUUCGGAGCCUCGGAAGAGCCUGGAGAAGCAAGAGGUGCGCCAGGAGCCACCAGACACCACUGACGGAUGCAAAUUUGCCAAAGACCUUCCAUCUUUCCUCGUUCCAGGCCUGCCUUCUCCACAGAAAGCUGCUUCCCGCACAGGGUCCACGGCCACUUUGGACAGUGAGACCACGAGUGAUGUCGGAAAGCCAGACCUUGUGAUCUCAGGAGGUGAGGAAAAGGCCUCGCCCUUCGGAAUAAAGCUGAGAAGGACCAACUACUCCUUGCGCUUCCACUGUGACCAGCAAGCCGAACAGAAGAAGAAAAAGAGGCACAGCAGCAUGGGAGACACUGUGGAUGGUGGCACCCCGGCAACCGGGAGCGACCCUGGAGAGAAAGAGCCUGAAGCUGUGACCCUCAAGCCUGGCACAUCCCAUCCCCAGGAGAAAAAGCCAGCCCUAGUCCCUCGAAGGGACUCUGCUGAAAGCCCUUCUAGCAGUCACUCUGUUGUUGUAGCCCAGUCGGGGCUGCCACAAGGUAGCCAGACCCCAGCUCCAGGGCAGGACAAGGCAGCAAGCAAAACGCCACCAAUGCAGAAGCCGGCCCUGGCUCCCAAGCCUACCAGCCAGACGCCACCUUCGUCCCCAUUCUCCAAACUGAGCAGACCUCACUUAGUAGAGCUGCUUGCUAGGCGUGCUGGGAAGGUGGAUUCCGAACCGAGUGCGGCCUGCAGGGAGAGCCAGGAGAGCAGUGAUAACCAGCCACCCUCACCAUCACUGCCAGAGGAGCUGAAGGGACAGAAGAGGGACGAGGAAGAGGUGCCAGACAAGAAACCUGCUUCCCCGCCUCCAUCAGCUAGCCAGCAAGAGAGACCUUCCUUGACUCCUGAGACAGGCAGAAAAGAGAAGCCCAUGCUCCAGAGCAGGCACUCUGUAGAUGGCUCCAAAUUAACAGAGAAAGGUGAAGCUGCUCAGCCGCUGUGGAUAACGUUGGCGCUGCAAAAGCAAAAGGGGUUUCGUGAGCAGCAGGCGACUCGAGAGGAGAGGAAGCAAGCCCGGGAGGCCAAGCAAGCAGAGAAGCUCUGUAGAGAAACUGUCAGUGUCAGCCCGCAGCCUGGAAGCAGAGCCGGUUCCCUGCACAAGUCUGCCACUCCGUCAGAAGAGAAGAAGCCUGAAACUGCAGUGUCCAGGCUCCAGCGCCGAGAACAGCUGAAGAAAGCCAACACUCUUCCCACGUCCGUGACAGUGGAGAUCUCAGACUCUGCGCCCCCAGUACCGCUGGUAAAGGAGGUCACCAAGAGGUUCUCCACCCCAGACGCUGCCCCCGUGUCUACAGAACCUGCCUGGCUGGCUUUGGCCAAGAGAAAAGCAAAGGCCUGGAGCGACUGCCCACAAAUCAUUAAGUAAACAGUGACUCUUUCCCAUGUCUGUGGCCAGUUGCUGGCUCUUCUCUUGCCCUUUUUAUUUAUUUAUUUUUUUAUAUGCGAUAAAGAAACCAAGUUAGGGAAAAGAAGCAUGUUUUAUAGGCUCUAAAAUAAUGUUUAGAAACUGCACUGGUGGUGUUCAUUGUAAAGAGUGUAUUUGCACAACCCUGGGUCCUGGUGCCUUGAGCUCCCCUAGUUCUCAAGAGACAGUUUUGUCUCUUGAGCAAAAUCUGCAAAGGAGAACUCGGGAGAGCCUGCCAUGCCCAUCUGUGCCCAUCUAAAUCUGCACAGGAAAGCUCAGGAGAGCCUGCCAUGCCCAUCUAUGGUCCCCACAUAUACAUGCACACCCACGCACCAUUUCAGAUUAUAUCCUUUUGCCAAUCUAUUACUCUUAUUUUUUAUUUUGAUUCUCUACUCUUCUACCCUAAGUGUUUGCAUAUGGAACAGUGACAGGUUCACGUGUACAUAAAACAUGGUGUCACUCUCCUGGACGCAGUGACUAGGAGAACAAGGAAAAGCUGGCCCCCAGCUCUGUGCCUGGUUUUCAUGACUUUUUUCCCACCCUAAAACCACUCACACUCAUACUGACUGAUCCAUGGUGUACCCUGUUAUAGCAGUGCCCUCUUUAAAGACCAAGGACCAUCUGGCCUCGCUGGCUCCAAAGGAACAAAGUCUGGGUCAGAGCUGUCGCUGAGAAGACUCCUCAUGCUGCAGUGGCUCUCCAGCAGCCCCGGCGGCACUCCCAGAUAGAUCCUGGGAGCACAGGGCCUAGGAUAUAGAUUUUAGGAGAAACCUUUCAGAUGAAUUCUGAUGACAUCCAAAAGUUAAGAACCUGGUGUAAUCUAGCUUUUCACAUUAUGAAGAAAAGGCUUGUCCACCCAAAGAUGCAAACGUGAGACAAGAAAAUAAAACUGUCACCCAAACCAGCCAUUUAUGUACGAUAGUUUAGGUUGCUGGCAUUACAUGCCUCUGAAAUUUCCCCUUGGCCUUAAGGGAAAAUGAACAAGCCAAGAUGUGUGACCUAUUUGUUCUAAGGACUUCUUUGUUCCUUUCUUGUACUUGAAUAAUUCAGAGUCGAAUGUUCCAAAGCAUUUACAAUGUAGAGCAUUCACCUUGAUACCUUUAAAAAAAGAAGCAUCUCAGAGUUUUACGUGGCCUUGUUAUCAUACACAUGUGCACACAAAGAAGGGACUUGGCAGUGUCAAAGCCACAUGUAUUUAUGUUUUUUUCUCUAGAUUUGCUUUACAUGACACUAGACAUACCAGUAAAUGCCUACAUACUGCUGGUGAUCACUUUGUAUUUCCCGGUGUUGGCAUAGUUUCCUUUUCUAGGUGUAGGAUCUUAGCCCAGUGCAGGGGAUUCCCCCUCCCCUUUUGUUCUCCCGCACUAAUAUAUUUUAUAGCAUACAUCACUCAAUUUCCUCUGUGCUUACUCAAUAUGCAAUGUGCUGUCAUUCUGUCUGCUCCACAGGAUGACAGGGAUGCUGUUUACCAUAUAGAAACCAUUUUCUCUCUAGAAACAGUGGCUCAGCUUCAUGAAG